This is a messenger RNA of Notolabrus celidotus (New Zealand spotty), 1577 nucleotides long. Its product is annotated as cytochrome c. The record is from RefSeq and is a predicted model, not a curated record. Gene Ontology annotation, cellular component: mitochondrial intermembrane space. Gene Ontology annotation, molecular function: heme binding; electron transfer activity. The transcript is spliced from 3 exons. NCBI's taxonomy places the organism in Eukaryota, Metazoa, Chordata, Actinopteri, Labriformes, Labridae. Gene Ontology annotation, biological process: mitochondrial electron transport, cytochrome c to oxygen; mitochondrial electron transport, ubiquinol to cytochrome c. Bases 157 to 471 code for a protein of 104 amino acids.
CAGCUCAGCACGUGAUUGGAUGAUGACGUCAGAAGCCGGUGCCUGUAAAUUGAAGUGACCUUCUUCCCGUCCGCCAGACCCGCUCAUCAUCAGAAGCAGCUCAAACCUACACAGAAGAAGAGGUUCAUCUCCACAUAUACGAAUCAAAAGCUGACUAUGGGAGACAUUGGCAAGGGAAAGAAGGCCUUUGUCCAGAAGUGUGCUCAGUGCCACACAGUAGAGGAAGGGGGCAAGCACAAGGUGGGCCCAAACCUCUGGGGUCUGUUCGGCCGCAAGACAGGACAGGCAGAUGGCUACUCAUACACAGAUGCCAACAAGAGUAAAGGUAUUGUGUGGGGUGAUGCUACCUUGAUGGAGUACCUGGAGAACCCAAAGAAGUACAUCCCAGGAACCAAAAUGAUCUUCGCCGGCAUCAAGAAGAAGGGAGAGCGCACGGACCUUGUUGCAUACCUAAAAUCGGCAACAUCAUGAGCUGUUAAUUAAAAAUCAAAAUAUUUAAUGCAAUUUUGUUUAUUUUUAGGCAUGCACACGCUUACUAUAUGGUUUUAUGUUUAGUCAUUUUUAUGGUUAAUUUAUGCUGUGUCUGGUUGAAAAAGUGGUACUUCUUAUGAAGAAACAGGUGUCACUUUCUCCUUUGCGAACAAGUGGUGAAGUGGCUAAACAUAAAACUACAGUCUGUUCUUAUUCUUUUUGGCUGAGCUGUACUUUGACUCUAACAAGACGAACAAACCAAUCAUAUUAUUUAAAAUGUCUAUCCAUGAUAUAUUUCACCGUCCGCUUUUCUUUUUUCCAUGACAACACACGUUUGGUUCAUUCUGUUUGCAGAGCCAUGCCUUCAACCCCCUUUUUUUCUUGCAACAAUUGACUUAAACAUCUCACAAUAUUAGUCACAUGAGAGUGAUACAGUGUGGAAAAUUGGUACUUUUGGUGGCUGAUGGAUGCUUAUACUCAAUCAAAUACUAACUUUCAUGCCAACUGGAGUUUCUCAGAGGUGAUGCAGUAAUUAGCUUUCUGCACUCCCUCUAUCUGUCCUCACUUUUUGGUGCUCAGAAACUACCACUUGCCGUGAGUGCUUUUUAAAGAUCAAAUAACAAUAUUUGUCCUUUUAGAAGUUUUAUUCCAACCUUUUAUUGCAUUUUAGGACUCCAAGCAGAGCCUGAUCUGUACGGUUACUGAAGCAGCCCCUUUGAGUUUCUGUUUAUAACCCCUUCCUUCCACCAAACUUUUAGGGUUACACACUGUUUUCUGCCUCAUUACAGCUAAGAAUUGUGGGUCAUACUCUUGUCUACCAAGGCUGUGGAGCUACUGUAUUAUAAAAAAAAUCCUUCAGGGGGCGCCAUCUGGAGUAAGGAAAGAUGUUAUUUACCUGGUUUCACAGGCCUGAAUGAUGCUGUUUUAACUUAUUUUAAUGUAAUCUGAAAGACUAAAUCUGUAACAUAUUUUGAAGGGGCUGCUUGUUGUCCUUAUGUACAGCAGUGUACUGUAUGCACAGAAACAAUGAUAUAAUGUGGUAGCUAUGUUGUGGAGUUGGACAGGAUGGAUGAAGGAUCAUUAAAAAAAAAACAAUGAAAUGUCAA